AUGCGAAACGGGCGAGUUUGGGUUACCAGUGCGCGGCGGAUUCGUUUCAGCAGUGGGCGAACGGGCGGGUGGGAAAGCGCGUGGCGGAGUUCAUCCCCAACUUCGCCAUCGCCCUCACCAUCUACCUCACCGUGCAUGCCUUCGUGCUGCCGUCGACUCUCCCAAGGUAUCGUUGUUAGGCAUAACCGAUCCCUUCGCGGAACCGACUCCUCCGCCGCACGUUCCGGCGCCGGUCACGGCGACGGCGCAUCGUCGGGGGAAGCCUUCCCCGGAAUGGACGACUGGCCGGACGCGCCGAGCCUGCCACGUCGGCGCAUCCUCCGCGCCGCGUCAUCCGACGAUCUUGUCGACGUGGACGAUCUCGACAUGGUCCACAAUCAAAACAUGCCGCUUCCUGAUUGGGCGAGAGAUAUUCCCUCCAUGACCAUCUUCUGCGCUCCGAAGCCGUACUUAAACACCCCGGAGGACCCGCAGCGCCGCGCGCUGCUCUCGUGGCUGCGCCUCCGCCCGCAACCCAAGGUCGUGCUGCUGGGAUCCGAUCCCAGCUUCGAUCUCCUCGCGCAGGAAUUCCCGGGGUCCGUGUUCGUCGAUUCAACAAUCGACACUAAUUUCUACGGCGUGCCGCUGUUUCACGCGAUGGUCGCGCGCGCGCAGGCGGCGGACACGCCGCUCUCGAUGCUGAUCAACGGGGAUAUUAUUCUCCUCUCCGACAUCGUCCCCGCGAUCGGGCGCGUGCAGGCCUUUUUCAGCGAGUGGAUCCUAACCGCGUCGCGCUGGGACGUCGCGGUCGACUUCCCGUACUCGUUUGAGAAAGACGCGUGGCGGCGGAAGCCCGGGCCGGUCGGAAUGAUGGCGGAGGCGCAGCGCGAGGCGGAGAUCCGCCGGUUCGUGCGGCGGGAGGGGAGCUUGCAUACCUACGGCGGGGUGGACCUGUGGGUGUGGAACAACGUUCCCAACGUUCCGCUUUUCUCGGCGCACAUGCCGCCGUUUUCGUUCGGGCGCGGGAAGUACGACAACUGGUUCGUGCACGAGGCGGUCGCGAGCGGGCUGCGACAGGUGGUCGACGCGAGCGACGCGAUCACGAGCAUCCACGUGGCGCACACGUACUCGCACGUGCGCGUGGAGGAGAGCAAGGCGGGCGGGCAUUUUUGGAGCACGCGGAAGAAGAGCAGCUGGGAGCUGUUCGCGAAUAUUCACCUGGCGGAGACGCACGGCACGUAUACCAACCAGAAGGGAACGGCGCUGCACACGCCGUGGCGGCUCUCCUCGUGCUACGAACCUGAUUCGCUGAACAUAUGCAUGCUGAAGCGCGAGCGGCCGGCCAACUGCUCCUGCGAGUACUCCGCCUACGAGUACAAAACCCAGUCCGACCCGCGCAAGCAUCACUCGGGCGACUUCUGGGUCUGCGGCGUCGUCUCCAUCGAUCGCCGCGCCGAUUUCGCAAUCAACGCUGUCGCCCGCACCAACUCCACCGUCGGUCUCCCUCACACCAUGGAGCAGCUGUUACCGCAGCUGGCCAGGAUCGUCCCGGACGUUCCCUUGCCAGGCGCUGCCGGGGCUGGGAAGCCCAAGGAGCUGAAGGUGGUAACGCUGGUCGCGGUUACAUUUGGUUACGCCGAGAUGCUGAUGAACUUCGUGUGUAACUUGCGGAAACUGGGGCUCGGGAAUAACCUCGUUGUGGCGGCCCUAGACGAGGACUUGUACCGGUUUGCAUUCACUCAAGGCCUUGCGGUGUUUUACGAACGCGCGAGUACGACAAUGAGGGGAAUAGAUCAGGGCCAGUGCCAGUUCGGAACCAAGUGCUUCCGGCAAUUCACCAAGCUGAAAUCCCGCGCGGUGCUGAGGGUUCUUAAGGCUGGAUACUCAGUCCUCUGGUCUGACGUGGACAUUGUGUGGUUCUCCGACCCUCUCCCGCACCUGCUUUCGUACGGGCCUGGCACGUUCCCGAUCCAGAGCAACGAGCCGAACGCGACGCUGUCAGGCACGGGGAUUCGGCGGAUCAACUCGGGAUUUUAUUUCGCACGAGCGGAUCCCAUGACUGUGAAGGGAUUCGAGGCGAUUGUUGCGCAUGCAGCCAAGACUCAACUGUCCGAACAGCCGAGUUUUUACGAUGUUCUCUGUGGGGAGAAGGGGGAGCUGCUGCUUCCGGAAAGCGUGGUGGAUGCUGACGGGAGGAAGGUCCACCGCGAGGAAUGUCAGUGGAGCAACGGUUUGCGGACGAUUUUCCUGCCGAGGGAUAUGUACCCGAAUGGAGCUGUGCAUGACUUCUGGAAUCAGCCGAAUGUGGCGAAUGCGUGCAGCGGGUGUACGAUUCUGCAUAAUAAUUGGAUUUCGGGGAAGGAGGCGAAGAAGGAUAGGUUGGUGAAGAAUCGGUUCUGGUUUUAUGACUCGUCGCGGAGGAUGUGUAUUCAUGACUGGCAUGCGAUGCUGAGAGAGAGGUUUGGGGAUGAGAUGGGCGUGGGGAAGAGUACCGAUGCCGCUUCAGCGACUGAGGCGUCUACUGCGCCGGCAAACGCGGAGGAAGAAGCGUCUGUCGACGUCGAGAAGAUUCGCGAGCAGCUUCUUCGCGAAGGUUUCGUCAUUCUCAAGGAUGCGCUUCCGCAAUCAACGGAAUGGUCCGAGCUGCCUAAGCUUCCCGCUCAGCUCUUCCCAACGACAGCGUCCGAAUCGGAAUCCGAGUCGGACGCUGAGUUAAUCUCCACUCCCGCGUCGCUAGUAGCCAAGGCUCUCCUGCCGUCCUUGCCAGCCUCCGCGCUUCGAGUGGUGGAGGACGUGACGGGGACCAAUGUGGACCAGGGCCCGGCCACGUGGCACACUGUGAUUCGUCAAUGGUCUGCUGGCCUGGGCUGUUUGGACGGCAAGACGUGCGAGGACCCGAGCUUCGUUAGCGACAACUGGCAGGUCGCCUGCACGCCGCCUGAUGACGUGGAGCUGAGUAGGCAGCGUCUGGAUGAUGCGAUUCUGACUGUUGUGGUUGCCACCCAAAACGCCAGCGACACGUCAGCGUCUUCCCAGCUGGCGAUCUUCCCGCAUAGCCAUUGGCUCGUGGCCGACUGGCUGGACGCUGCUGACAAGGAACCUUCCCUGAACCUUUUCCCCCGGCCAAACCAACUUCCGCUCCCAGCACCCAUCAAGGAGGAAGGUGCUGACGUGGCACCGGGAACCUUCUCCCUGCCGCCAGAACUCAGCGAGCAAGAGCUGGAAGCGCUGGAGGAGGAAGAGGAAAAGGCAAACCUUGGGAAUUGGGCGGUAGCCAUGGUCGGCCGUUCCUCCCCAUCUGCAGAAGCAGCAGAAGCGGCGGCUGUGUCAUUCCCCCAUGCAGACGCGCGCAGCCUCAUGCUCUGGCGCCUCACCUCGCAAACCCGCCACCUCCUGGAAGCCCAACGCUUUGAGGAGGCUCUACCCCUCCUCAGGAGGGCGGUGGGGCUGCGACCGCAGGAUGCAUGGCUGUGGUACCAGGCGGGCAGGAGCGGCGAGCAGGCGGCUCCCAAGGGCCAGCUGGCAGGGCGCGCGGGGAGGAAGUGCAUGCUGGAAGAUUCCGAGCGGUUUCUGCUCCGGGCUAUGGAGCUGGCCCCGGCAUGGCCUCUGCCGUACGCUUCUCUCAUCAACGCCCUCAUCGCCAUGGGCCGUGGGAGGGAGAACGAGGCACCAGCUGUCUUGCAGCAGCUGCUUGCCAUUCCACGCCUCGCGGCAAUUUGUGCUGCCAACCCAGCAACUGCUGCUACCAUAAACAGCGCUGUGCAGAGUGUGGUGAUUUCCUUAGCCUCACAUGCACAAAACGAGGAGGCUCGCAGAAUCCAGAAGCUAGCACAAGCCACUAUACAUGCUGUCCUCUCUUUUCCGUUUGGGAUGCGUGUAAAAGGCGUGCCUGUUUCAUUUCUGUUCCAAGAAGCUCAGUUUCAAGAAACAGUUCAGCCCUUUUCCAGUUCUGCUCCUCUUCCUGCUCUGCCUUGCUCUCUGCCAGCAAGGAUUUACGCGCCGUCGGAGCAUCUGCGCUUUUUCCGUGUUGUCCGCACGCUCCAACACGCGAGCUCGACGAGCUUGAAUCUCGAGACUAAGCCGGCUCCCGCGUUCGUCAAAUCCGGAGUUCGCACGGGUGUUCGCGCUGAGGCCAAGCCUACAGCUGAGGCGACGUUGACGGGUGUUGUGUUCGAGCCGUUCGCGGAGGUGCAGAGCCAGCUCACCCAGGUUCCCGCCGUCAUCCAGCCGCAGGAGUCUUUUGCCCGGCAAAACUACUCAUCGGCCGCCGAGGCUGGGAUCAACGAGCAGAUUAAUAUCGAGUACAACAUCUCGUACGUGUACCAUGCGCUGUACGCCUACUUCGACCGGGACAACGUGGCCCUGCCAGGCUUCGCCAAGUACUUCAAGGCCGCCAGCGAGGAGGAGCGCGAGCAUGCAGAGAAGCUGAUGGAGUACCAGAACAAGCGUGGUGGCCGGGUGAAGCUGCAGUCCAUUCUGAUGCCGGCGACCAUGGAAUUCGACCACCCCGAGAAGGGCGAUGCUCUAUAUGCGAUGGAGCUUACCCUGGCUCUUGAGAAGCUUGUCAAUGAGAAGCUGCUGGCCCUUCACAAGGUUGCAGCUGAUGCUGGAGAUGUUCAGCUUACCGACUUCCUAGAGGGGAACUUCUUGAAUGAGCAGGUUGAUGCAAUUAAGAAGGUGUCUGACUAUGUUUCCCAGCUCAGACGCGUUGGCAAGGGUCAUGGUGUGUACCACUUUGAUCUGCAGCUGGAGGCCGGCGCGCACUGA
Molecule: messenger RNA, 4746 nt
Organism: Closterium sp. Yama58-4
Lineage: Eukaryota; Viridiplantae; Streptophyta; Zygnematophyceae; Desmidiales; Closteriaceae
Source: the annotation of a GenBank genome assembly